This is a messenger RNA of Melanotaenia boesemani (Boeseman's rainbowfish), 2529 nucleotides long. RefSeq names its product small ArfGAP 1 (gene smap1). The transcript is spliced from 11 exons. Lineage: Eukaryota; Metazoa; Chordata; Actinopteri; Atheriniformes; Melanotaeniidae. Gene Ontology annotation, biological process: regulation of clathrin-dependent endocytosis. Bases 156 to 1478 code for a protein of 440 amino acids. Gene Ontology annotation, molecular function: metal ion binding; GTPase activator activity. The record is from RefSeq and is a predicted model, not a curated record.
CCAUGUUACCUGCUAGCAGGUUGCAAGCUAAUUGACUAGAGGCAGUGCAGCGCAGCUACACGGGGAUGUCCCACCCUUAACGCAAGCUGAGGACUCCGCGGUUUUUCUGACGACUCUUCAUAAGAAGGACUAACUUCCAAACUAAGAAAAGCGACAUGACGACGCGGUCAGAGAGAGAAAAAGCCCAGAAACUGAAUGAGCAGCAUCAGGCCAUUCUGUCUAAACUGCUGAGAGAGGAAGAUAACAAGUACUGUGCUGACUGUGAGGCGAAAGGCCCACGAUGGGCGUCAUGGAACCUCGGGGUCUUCAUGUGUAUCCGCUGUGCUGGCAUCCACCGCAAUUUGGGCGUCCACAUCUCCAGAGUCAAGUCAGUCAAUCUGGACCAGUGGACACCUGAGCAGAUCCAGAGUAUGGUGGACAUGGGCAACACCAGAGCCAGACAGCUGUACGAAGCCCACCUACCAGACAGCUUCAGACGACCUCAGACAGACCAAGCAGUGGAGGUCUUCAUCCGGGAUAAGUAUGAGAGGAAGAAAUACUAUGACAAGGAGGCCCUGGCCGCACUUUCACAGAAGUCAUCUGAAGCUCCUCCACCUUCCACCUCGCCGUCCUCCCAGGCUGACAGGAACAGACCUGAGAGGGAGGGUGAGAAGAAAAAAGAGGAGAAGAAGAAAGAGAAGGAUGCUGACAAAGUGGAGAGGCGCAACAACAUAAAGCAGUCAGAGUGCAGAGCCAGCCCCAAGAAAAGCUCAGAGCCGGCUGUUGACCUGCUGGGAUUAGAUGCCCCAGACGGAGAAGGAAAGACCUCAGAUCAGGCGGUACCCGCUGGCAAUGAGCUCGACAUCUUUGGACCAAUGGUCUCCAACCCUCUUCCCCCCAACAGCACACAGCAGACGCAGUCUGGAUCCGGUGCAGCAGCCCCCCAGGUGGACCCCUCCACCUCCUCCUCCUCUGCCUCCACCUCUUCCUCCUCCACCACUACCACCGCUAAGGUGGAAGAGAAGAAGCUUUUAUCUAAAGACUCCAUCCUGUCUCUGUACGCCAGCAGCUCAGUGGGCAGUCAGCCACAGAACCAGCAGCAGUCUGCUGCAGGACAAGGUGUGUACAUGGGUCAACCACAGAUGCCGUUCACUCCGCAGGGAUUCGCCCCAGUGAUGCCUGGAGGCGUCCCACCUUCCACCAUGAUGGGUGGAGGAUCCAUGAUGUCCGGCAUGACUCUGCCAAACGGGAGCUACAUGGCCAUGCAGCAGCAGCCGCUGGGGGUGGUGCCGGCCAACCAGGGACAGAACAUGUACAACAUGCAGCAAGCCCAGUGGAAUAUGAGCCAGAUGACCCAGCAGAUGUCAGGCAUGGCUUUGAGCAGUGGAGGACCAACGGCAACCACUUUUAGCCAAUCAGGGCCCCCCGCGGCGGCCGGUUGGCCCGCAGCUCCAGCACCUGCUUCAGGCCAGACCCUCAGCACUCAACUGUGGAAGUGAUGAGGAUGGGGGGAGUCAGAUGAUGAGGUGCUGCAGGGGGGCAGUCACACUGACUCCUGACUCACCCAUCUCAUCACAUCUCAGAAUACAGGAAAACGCAGCCAGGGCAGUCCAACUGCCCUCAAUGCCUCUCCCAGAACCAACAGCUUCGCCGUGGUUUCUUUAAGACGCCAAGAUGAUAUCACAGUGGACAGAGAGGAAAAAAAAGACGUUCAGCUGUCGUCUCCCUUCUUUGUUUGACUUUCCGUCUCUUUCCUUCGUCAUUGUUGUAACUGUCUGAAAAGAAAAUAGACAAAACAGCGAAACAAAGAGCAGUAAGCUGCUGAGUCGACAACUCCUUGCUGCUGCGUCAUGCUAACAUCAACCUGUAUCAUUACCACAAUGGAUAGUUAGUGAAUAGUCCUUCAGUACUUACAGUAGAUAUGGCUUUGUUGUGGUUGGUCUAUGCUACCUUCCCUCUUCCUUCCUUUUCUCUGCAGUGUAUAUUUUAACCCCCUCCCCCAACUGUAGUGUUACAGAACCUCCUAGCAGGUAACUGUCCAACCAGUACUGUAUCCGUGUAAAAAUGCUGUGAACUUCCCACUGCAGGAGAAAAGCGUCGCUUCGAUAACCAUGUUUAGCUUCUUCAUCACGUGAUGCUCCCCGGGGGGAUGUGAAGGGUAGAUCAGGCUCUCCUGUGAGGAUCAGCUGUGCUAAAUGGGGUCUGACUGACGGGGUUUGAAGCUACUUGCACAGAAGGUGUUAGUUUGCAUCAAUAGUUACAAGUGUCAACCACUUCCCCACAAAAGAAACCCAGCAUAACAUCAAAACAAGCAAUACUAUGAAGUCUGCUGGUUUAAUUUACUGGAAAAACAUUACCAGUUGCAGGACCGGGAGCCCCCUGUAAACAAAAUACAUACGUAAUAUAAAUAUAUCAGCACCACAUUUUUUUUUUUUGUUUUGUUUUGUUCAAUUUUAAGGAAAAAAAAAAGAAAAAAGAAGGUCGACUCAGAGAGCUUUGCUGUACUUAACCAAGAAAAUUGGUUGUCACAUCCAAUUGGACUAUUUGAGA